Messenger RNA from Caenorhabditis auriculariae, 4838 nucleotides. Lineage: Eukaryota; Metazoa; Nematoda; Chromadorea; Rhabditida; Rhabditidae. The record is from the annotation of a GenBank genome assembly.
AUGUACGGCGGCAGUAGCUCGCCGUUUGGGCACAUGACGUCAUCGACGUCGUCCUCAACUUCGUCGUCUUUCAUCGAGAACGUCGUGCACAUCCCGAACAAGCCGCGGCUGUCGAUCGACGCCUCGGCGAGGGCUCUCAAGACGGUCUACCUGUCGCCCAACUUCCUCGCUUCCGGUUCGUCCUGACUCCGCUCUCUCCUCUCUAAUUGGAUUUGUUCAGCGGCGUCUCUGAGUGGCGACGACGACGUGGCCCGACGCAUCCGGGAGGCCACGCAGCGCUACAACCAGUUCGGCUCCGAGUUCUACGAAAGGUUCGCGCCUGAUUGACAAGACUGCGAGCUUUAGCUCAUUUUCAUGAGCAUUCGUCAAAGUUUCAAAGCGCAGCAAAGACUUUUUUUUUUUUGAAGAAAUCACUAUGUAACAAUUCGGCUAACCAUGCUUUCGGCUUGUAAUUUCUACGGAGUUUAAAUUUGUUUUUAUUCCUGACCUUAACUUUGAGACUGUAGUCAAGAAGCCUGUAUACAUCAGAAAUACUUUUCGAAAAGUAUAAGGUUUGCCUCCGAAACUUCUUGAAAACUAGAGUUCAGCGUGCACGAAAUCUCCAAGACUUCCAACACCUACGAGCGUCUCUUGUCAAACUCCCUCCAAAGGAAGCUCACCCAGGUUUUUUCGUGCUCCAGUAUCUCAAUUUAGCAAAUAAUAAAAAUAAAUCAAAAGUUAAUUUGAGCAUCUCAGUAGUUUUGUAAUACUUCUUGGAAUAACAUUAUCAUUUUUUUUUAAUUGAACAAUCUUUUUUAGGACAUUUUUGUGAUGGGAAGAGAACUUCGAAAUGUUAGAAUUCUUUGGGUGUUUCUCUUUUUUUGGAAACAGCCGAUCACUGCGAUCAGCAAAAAAAGAGGAGCGACGUCUGUGUUCUUCAUAAUCGAAUGGGCGCGCUUCGAUGCCUGAGAACACUCAAGUCAAAGUUCCGAAAUAGUCGCGCGCCACACCCAAAUGUUACGGUAGAUUAUUGGGGUGGCUCAUUGGUGUAAUGGGACACCGCGUGCAACAAAAACAAAAACAAAAUAAUAAAUCGAGAGAAAGGAAAACAAGACGACGCAGAGAUUCAGACGGACAGCCACGACGACUCCGGCAGAGCCACGACCUCUUCUGAAGCCUCGUCCAGCUGCGACUUCCAUCCCGAUGACGAACGCACUGGUCAGUUUACAACCUCUUGUAGACUCAAAAACAUUAGUCAACUUCUGAUGAGUUCAUAAUGAAACCUUUUAAAGCUUUUCGGUUUUAGAAAGCGCAUAUAUGCCAUGAGUUGGCUUUCGUUUAAAAUUUUUAACAGGAGUAUAAGUUUUCUUUGAACUUCUUCAACAGGUGAAUGAUAAUUUUGAAAAUAAAAGUUUUUUUUAACUGCACCAGAUAUUAUUCACUGUGAACAGCACCGCAAGACUGUUUUUUUUUUUUUGGGAAAUGUUCGCUAUCAUCUGUGAGAUAGUUUUAUCUCGGGAAAUCGUCUUCUCUAUCCAGAUUCAUGAAGUUUUAUAAUACACGUAUGCAAUAAGUCUCAAGUUAUGAAACUUGAAUAGAGAAAAAUUUAUCUAUAUUUUCCUUCACAAAUUCGUUUUUUUUUUCUCGGAAAGUUAUCAAGGAACACAACUGAGAGUUAAAAAAAUGAAAAAGGUGUCGAAGCUAAAUUUUAAAGAAUGAAGGAUACCUCCCUGUUUAGUCAUCUUGAAAAUAGCAGUUAGAAAAAUAGGAAAUAGAUUUUUUUUUUUAUAAAACCUUGCGGAAAUUAUUCGAUUUAGAGGCUUCACCGCUAUCCCACAUUAUAUAAAGUGGUAUUAUGAAAACUCCACAAAGAUUUUUUUACAUUUUUUUGCAAUUUUUUUUUGGGGGAGGGGGCAAUAAGUCACGUCUGGAUGAAAACAGAGAUUUUUCCACUUUUUAACUAUAUAAGGGCAGACCUUUUUCUGAAAAACAGCCAAAAACCCCCUCCAGACUUUUUUUCUGAAUCAAAAAAACAAUAAUCUUUAAGGUCAGAGCUUAAUUUUUAUUUUUCUUCAACAUAACUUUGAAUCUUAUUUUUUUAUAUUUUUUUCAAAUUUUCGUGAGUCAUCUACUCCUGGACUGAUUGAGUGCUCUACUUGCCCAGUUGGCUCGAUCAAAUAAAAUAAAAUAAUUUAUUUUGUUGUUUUAGUCAGAUAUAAUCGACUAGGCGGUGAACAAGAACUUUCAAAGCUAUAACGAACAACCGCCUUUGGUGAACUUGAAGUCCUAGCGUGUAGUCGAAAGGAUUGAAAGCAUGCUCUUACGGUCCUUCUGCGCGUAGUCCAUUCAGUUGCGGCUUGACGAGCUUAUAAUGUAGCGGAUGUUGUGCUGGAACCCGGAGACCGUGCUCUAGGUGGAAGCCUCGAAAGGAGAGCGACCACUUCGAGUGAAAAUUUCACACGGAAUUAAGAUUUUACCCAGAAUUAGAAAAAAUAAAACGUUUCUAAAACAUUGUAUCACUACGGCAACUUAAAGAACGCCAUGACUACUGUAGACAGAAAUUUCAAAAAGUGCAUAAAAAAGGCCUGUUCGAAAUGAAAAUUUUGCUGCUAAUCAGAACGUUGCAGCUUUCUCGCCUUACCGACAACGGCUACGAGGCUUUCCCUCGACGCAGAGUCUCUUCGAACCCAACGAGUUUUCUACAAUGUCUGCUCGACUUGAGCAGAUCAAAAGCGACUUUUUUGCCGAAGACAGUAAGUUACUCAGGAAUCCAGAGCAUGUGAUGUGCCAUCUUUUCAGGAAAGCUACCGGAACCCUUCUCUUCCAUUUCCGGCUUCAACACGCCCACAACUGCGCUAGGAGCGGCUCUGCAGGACUUGAACAUGAAAAGUAACGUUUGUUCGUUUUCGAUAAGAAGUUGGAUUUUAAGGCGCUUUCGCUCCAGUUUCCCCUCGAAAUCGGACGACGUUUGAAUCUCGCCGGUCAGGAUACAAAAUAUCGGAUCUUCUCAAUGUUUUGUUUGUUUUUCGACACAAUCCAAUCUCACUCUUUCCAGGAUGGUUCAAUCAGCAGAAAUAUGGAAACGAAAGUUCAUAGGGUUCCCAUCAGACUUGUGCACUCAAGCUCCACCCAUGGUACUGUAUAUGAAGUUUCAGGAAUGAUUUCCUCUUUGCAGAUCUUCCAUCGACAUCUAGAAAUCUCAUAACUAAGACGUCACCCGUUGCUGAAGAAAAAGAAGCAGUUGAUCAAAACAUGGAGAGCCCUACAAGCCCCAUUUCAAAACAGGCAAGAAGUGAGUUUCAGGCAGCCUUUCCUACAACAACAUUCUCAGAAAGCCCAGUAGAACUUUGUGAGAAUAGUCAGGGUUUGGAUGAAAAUAUUUUCUAUUUGAAAUUCUAAACUAUAUUGAUGGUCUGUAAAAAUAUUUCCUAGCGACUCAAAGUUGAAAAAAUGUGUUCUGAUCAAAGCGAUCACAUACUGGAUGAGAUGUUGAGCUCGUUAAAAAGUUCAAAAGAAACAAGUCUUCCAUAAUUCCAAGUCGAUUUUCAUGUUGGAUGGUUUUCCAGCAUCUUCCCAUCCGUUGACGAUCAACGUGGAGACGCAGAGUGCGACCUCAGACCUGCCCUCGUCGAUCUCCUCAUCGGUCAACUCCUUUGUCUACCACCCACGUUUUGACGUCGAAACCAUGCAACAGCAGCUGGAGGAGCUGACUGCAGCUUCUUGUCGUGCCGUUCUGCCUGACGCCAGUGGACUGGUGGACCCCGAGAAAGUGAGGACACAACUUGAAGCCGUCCGUCGGCAGAUGGAGUCCGUCCAACAGAUGAUCCGCGACGCACAAGGAGAACUUCGCGUAGCGCAGGAACAACAGCUUUCGAGCAAUGUGAGCGUAUUCCGAUGGCAAUCUUCAAAUGGAGCUUCUUUCAGGAUUCGGCGAUCGACGAGGCGUGUGAACCUUCACCGUCGUCGUCUCAGGCCGACUCAGACUCUUCCAGAGACAAGGUCAGCUCACAAAAACAACAAUCUUCAAAGACGAAUGAUUUAUUUCUUUGUUAGUUUCAUCAAAUAACUUUCACAACUAACUAACUAGAAGAUCUAACUAGAAGCUCUUCAACCAACAAAUGCCUCAAUAAAAAAAGCUUUUUUUUGACGUUAUUGUAGAAAAAGCUCUGAACUUUUGCAAUUUUUUUUUGAAAAGGUGUUAGCUCAUUUUUUUCGUUUAAAAAAAUGUUUCCUUGUCGAAGAGAGAUUUUCGAAAAGCUUACUAACACACAUAAUUUUUUUACUGUUAUACAGAUUACUUUCUCUUCGGCUGUUGUAGUGUAUUUUUAUUUUGAAUUGCAAAAGAAAUUGUGCAAUAAUCAUGAAAUCACUGAACGAAUGUUUAUACGUUCCCAAAAAAGAUAGAGAAGUCACUACUUAAGGUUUAUAUGGGCUCGAAGUUUGACUGACCAAGUUUUGUCCUUGCCUGAUAUUUGGAUAAUGAAGUAAGUCUUGACAUUCCGUUCAUAGUUGCUGGUUUUUGGGAACUUGUAUAUACUUUUUGCCCAUUGCUUCGUAUAUGGAGCAAUUCUAUCUUUCAACGAGUUUUUCGGUUGCAGAGGCUGCACCACUGCUCACAUCCGUCGUGCGGGAAAGUCUACACGAAAAGCAGCCAUCUGAAGGCUCAUUUUCGAACUCACACAGGAGAGAAACCCUACCAAUGCGGCUGGCCAGGCUGCGACUGGAGGUUCGCCCGUUCCGACGAACUCACGCGGCACUAUCGGAAGCACACCGGAGACCGACCCUUCAAGUGUCCUCAGUGCAGUCGCGCCUUUUCCCGGAGCGACCAUCUCAGUCUCCACAUGAAGCGUCAUUUCUAG